GGCGUGCUCGGCGCAACGGGAAGCGUCGGCCAGCGCUUCAUCCUCCUGCUGGCCCAACAUCCCCACUUCCAACUCACCGCCGUCGGUGCGAGCCCCAGAUCCGCGGGCAAGAAGUAUCGCGAUGCCGUCAAAUGGAAGCAGAGCAUGCCCAUGAGCAAGGCUCUCGGCGACCUGGUGGUGAAAGACUGCAAGCCCGACUCUUUUAUCGGCGAGGUCGAUGUCGUCUUCAGUGGCCUGGACAGCGACGUCGCUGGCGAAGCAGAAAUGGCCUUCCUGAAAGCCAACAUCCCCGUCUUCUCAAAUGCCAAAAACUACCGCAAAGACCCGCUGGUGCCGCUGGUUGUGCCGACUAUCAAUCUCCCUCACCUGGCCCUCAUCCCGCACCAGCGCAAGCAGUACAAUCUCGACAAAGGCUUCCUGGUCUGCAACUCCAACUGCGCCGUCAUCGGCGUCGUCAUCCCGUUCAUCGCUCUCCAGCAGGAGUUUGGCCCCAUCAAAGACGUCUCCGUCGUAACACUGCAAGCUGUCUCCGGCGGUGGCUACCCCGGCGUCCCAUCCAUGGACAUCAUCGACAACAUCGUCCCCUACAUUCCCAACGAAGAGGACAAACUCGAAAGCGAAUCGCGCAAGAUCCUGGGCGGUAUCAACGCAUCCGCCACCGGCUUCAACGAACUGAAAGACCUCCGCAUCAGCGCCACGUGCACCCGCGUGCCCGUGCUGGAUGGCCACACCGCCUGCGUUUCGCUGUCGUUCGAGCGCCGCCCGGCGCCCACGGCGGAAGAGUGCAAGCAGGCGAUGCGGGAGUAUGUUGCCGAUGCACAGAAGUUGGGCUGUCCCUCUGCGCCAGCGCAAGCGAUAGUAGUGAUGGACGAGCCGGAUCGGCCGCAACCAAGGCUAGACCGGGACACGGAGAGGGGCUACGCUGUGUCUGUGGGGAGGGUGCGGGAAGACGAGGCGGGCAUUUUCGACGUCAAAUUUGUGGCGUUGAGCCAUAACACCAUCAUCGGCGCUGCGGGAAGUAGUUUGCUCAAUGCCGAAGCCGCUGUGCUCCAGGGAUAUUUCUAG
This is a messenger RNA of Neohortaea acidophila, 1065 nucleotides long. RefSeq lists its product as uncharacterized. The annotation marks the transcript as partial. Gene Ontology annotation, molecular function: aspartate-semialdehyde dehydrogenase (NADP+) activity; NADP binding; NAD binding. The record is from RefSeq and is a predicted model, not a curated record. Lineage: Eukaryota; Fungi; Ascomycota; Dothideomycetes; Mycosphaerellales; Teratosphaeriaceae. Gene Ontology annotation, biological process: L-threonine biosynthetic process. The transcript is spliced from 2 exons.